AUGCUUGGAUAAACCCUGCCCCCAUUUCCAACAAAAAUUUCCUGCUAAAGCGUCGUCUUGUUCGCUCCACUCGCUGACUACUACAUGAACUCCUCGCUUUCUCCCUCUCUCUAUAAAUUUUCACACUCUGUUUUCUCUGUUUUUCUCUAUUCGCUUUCUGCAUAACCCAAAAGAAAAUUAUACAAAAAAAAAAAAAAAAAAAAACAAGGAGGAGGAGAGGAGGAGAAGAAAAAUGUCAAACAAGGAGGCUGCGUAUGUUGGCUCAAUCGACCAAGGAACCAGCAGCACCAGAUUCAUUAUCUACGACCGCUCAGCUCGUCCGGUAGGAUCUCACCAGGUCGAGUUCACUCAGUUCUACCCAGAAGCCGGAUGGGUGGAGCAUGAUCCAAUGGAGAUUUUGGAGAGUGUGAGGGUGUGCACUGCCAAGGCAAUGGACAAGGCCACAGCGGAUGGCCACAACGUGGACAGCGGGUUGAAGGCUAUUGGGUUGACCAAUCAGAGAGAGACAACUCUGCUCUGGAGCAAAUCCACCGGUCUUCCUCUUUACAACGCCAUUGUUUGGAUGGACGUUCGUACCAGUUCUAUUUGCAGAAAAUUGGAGAAGGAAUUGCCUGGGGGAAGGACUCAUUUUGUGGAGGUAUGUGGUCUGCCCAUAAGCACCUAUUUCAGUGCACUGAAGCUGCUCUGGUUGAUGGAAAAUGUGGAUGCUGUUAAGGAGGCUGUGAAAGCAGGGGAUGCUCUUUUUGGCACGAUAGACACUUGGUUAAUCUGGAACUUAACAGGUGGGAUAAAUGGAGGAAUUCAUGCUACUGAUGUUUCAAAUGCAUCAAGAACAAUGCUCAUGAAUCUCAAAACACUUGAUUGGGAUAAACCCACUUUAAAAACCUUAGGGAUUCCAGCUGAAAUUCUGCCCAAAAUUGUCAGUAAUUCUGAGCUUAUUGGAAAAUUUUCCAAAGGUUGGGCAGUGUCUGGUGUCCCAAUUUCAGGAUGUUUAGGUGACCAACAUGCAGCAAUGUUGGGGCAAUCUUGCCGGAAAGGUGAAGCUAAAAGCACUUAUGGAACUGGUGCUUUCAUACUUCUCAACACAGGUGAAGAGAUAAUCCAGUCAAAGCAUGGGCUCCUAUCCACUUUAGCAUUCAAGCUUGGCCCCAAAGCACCAACAAAUUAUGCUCUAGAGGGAUCGAUUGCUAUUGCUGGAGCUGCAGUUCAAUGGCUCAGAGACAGUCUUGGGAUAAUUAGUAGUGCAAGUGAGAUUGAGGAAUUGGCAUUAAAGGUUGAAUCCUGCGGUGGGGUUUACUUUGUGCCUGCUUUUAAUGGAUUGUUUGCUCCUUGGUGGCGUGAUGAUGCUCGUGGAGUUUGUAUUGGGAUCACAAGGUUUACAAGCAAGGCUCACAUUGCUCGAGCUGUGCUUGAGAGCAUGUGUUUCCAAGUCAAAGAUGUGUUGGAUUCCAUGCACAAAGAUGCAGGGGAGGGGGGUGAGGUUAAGAAUGAGAAGGGGGAAUUCUUGCUUAGGGUAGAUGGUGGUGCUACUGUUAACAGUCUUUUGAUGCAGAUUCAGGCAGACUUGUUGGGAAGCCCGGUCGAGAGACCAGCUGACAUAGAAACAACCGCUCUUGGAGCAGCCUAUGCUGCUGGAUUAGCAGUUGGUUUUUGGACAGAAGAUGAGAUAUUUGCUUCUGAAGAAAAGUUGAAAACUGCAACCAUUUUCCGUUCAACAUUAAAUGAAGAGUUAAGGAAGAAGAAGGUGGAGUCUUGGUGCAAAGCUGUUUCCAGAACUUUUGACUUGGCUGAUCUUUCUCUUUGAUAUACUCGUGUCAAUCCUUUUCCAUUAUCCCCUGUUUUAUUUUGCC
Molecule: messenger RNA, 1850 nt
Organism: Corylus avellana
Lineage: Eukaryota; Viridiplantae; Streptophyta; Magnoliopsida; Fagales; Betulaceae
Source: RefSeq, a predicted model, not a curated record